Messenger RNA from Purpureocillium takamizusanense, 2306 nucleotides. RefSeq lists its product as uncharacterized. NCBI's taxonomy places the organism in Eukaryota, Fungi, Ascomycota, Sordariomycetes, Hypocreales, Ophiocordycipitaceae. The transcript has 3 exons. Gene Ontology annotation, molecular function: DNA binding; zinc ion binding. Gene Ontology annotation, biological process: DNA-templated transcription. The coding region runs from base 712 to 2253 and encodes 513 amino acids. The record is from RefSeq and is a predicted model, not a curated record.
GACGGAAACGGCAGUCGGCUUGCUUCCACGAGCUGACGCCACCGCAUCACGACCGUAGCUCAUUCAUCACUCGCGGCGAAACCGAUCACGACCUUGGCAUUCAUCACUCGCGGCGCGCAUCACCACCGAUCGACCUUGACUCAUUCAUCACUCACGGCGAAAACCGGUCACGACCUUGGCAUUCAUCACUCAAUCACGGCUCACCGCACACCUCAUCACGGCUCACAUCACCACCGCAUCACGACCCACGACAUCACCCACCACUCACGAUACAUCGCCACGACACCACCAUGUCCUAAUGUCCGCCCGCAAGGUCAAGUUUGUGGCGUCGGAUCCCGCGCGCGGCGGCCUGCCCGUCAAGCGCAAGCAGGUGCAGCAGGCGUGCGCGUCGUGCCGCCGCAAAAAGGCAAGUCCUGUGCGCCGCCCCGAGACUCGAGCUGACCGUCGCAGAGGCGCUGCAUCCACGCCGAGGGGGAGCCCGAGGCCGACGACGACGCUCCGCCGCUGGCGAAUGCUUCCUCCACGUCGACGCCGCGGCGCGCCGACGCCUCCAAAGAUGCGUCUGACACGCGUCCCCUGGGCGACGGGCCGGCGUCCGACGCCUCGCACCCCUUUGGCGACAGACCAGUAUCCGACAUCACGCCCUUGGACGGGCCCGAACCACCCCCCAAGCCCACGCAUCGCUUCGUCGGCGACCUCAACCCCGAGGGCAUGUUCCUCGAGGCCACCACCACCACGGCCCCCCAAAAGGGCGACGUCGGCAUCUGGCUCUCGGCCGCCUCGGGCCAGCCGUCGCAGUUCAUCACGGCGCGCCCGCCCGCCGUCAUGGACCGCUUCCUGCUGCCGUUUGUGCGCGAGCACUGCCUGUCGGCGCUGCCGCCCGACGACGCCUUCUGGCGCUUCCGCGACGUCUUUGCGCAAAAGAUCCACCCCAUCUUCCCCGUGGUCCCCGAGGCCGUCCUCAACGGCCGCUUCCUCAACCCGUGCCACGUCGUCCUGCGCCAGCUCGUCUGCCUCGCCGCCGGCGCCGACCCCGACAUGGCCCCCCACCUGCGCCUCCAGAACCGCGGCGCCGCCCUCCUCUCGCCCCACGACUUCUCCCAGGCCCUCUCGUCGGCCGUCCGCGCCAUCCUCGAGACCAGCAUCAUCACCGACCGCGUCCUCCACAUCCAGGCCCUCGUCAUGCUCUCCCUCUUCACCCAGCCCACCUGCCCCGAGGAGGCCGACCUGCCCGCCCAGCUCGGCGGCCGCGCCAUCCACCACAUCCAGACCCUCGGCCUCCACCUCCUGCGCUACGACGCCCCCAACUGCGACGACCUCAACAACCUCUUUUGCGCCGUCUGGGCCCUCGACCGCCUCAACGCCGCCGUCUACGCCCGCCCCUGCCUCAUCCACGAGCGCGACAUUGGCGCGGACCUCGACGCCUGCAUCCGCAAGCGGCCCCCCUGCUUCCGCCUUUUUCUAUCUGUCGUCCAGUGGCUCGACCAGGUCGUCGAGCUCUACCGCCCCGGCCCCAGCGCCGAGGCCGGCCUCGAAAAGAUUUCCUACAUUGACCUGCCCGUCCUCGAGGCCAUGAUUGUCCACGCCGACGCCCUCGCCGUGCCCUCGCCCCUCAUCGCCACCAUCGAAACCUUUUACCACGCCGUCAUCAUCCUCUCCUGCCGCCUCCCCCGCCCCGGCACCGUCCCCGCCGCCUCCACCCUCCCGCCCCCCUCCGCCAACGCCCGCCGCUCCCUCGCCGCCGAGCGCAUCGCCUGCGCCGUCCCCCGCGACCACCUCUCCUCCGUCCCCUUUGUCCCCUACGCCGUCUCCCUCGCCCUCAGCGUCGAGUACCGCAAGAUGCGCCACAGCCGCCUCCCCAUGUUCCGCGCCCGCGCCAUGAACGCCUUUCGCCGCAACUGCGAGCUCCUCCGCCGCUUCGGCACCCACUUCUGGAGCGCCCGCGUCGUCGCGGGCCUCGGCGAGCGCGUCCUCAAGGAGAUGGAGCGCGCCGCCACCACCCUCGCCCGCGACGCCAGCCCGCCCCCCGCCCGCCCCCCCGACGACCCCACGCCCCCUACCCUCGCCAUGAACUCGGCCCUCGCCAUGGACAACUCCGUCGACUUUUCCCUCAUCGACGCCGUCUCCGGCCAGGACGUCUUUGGCCACAUCGACCCCAGCUUCGAUCUCGAUGCCGUCGAGGACGCCCUCGAGGCAAAUCUCGACAUUGGCCUGCCCCUGAACUGGGGCGACUGGGGGCAGUUUGCGGCCUGACUAUUGGGCCGUGCUGUAUAUUACUAGUCACUUUAAUCAUAUCUUGGUCGUGC